GUGAGAAGCGCACCGUCGAGAUGCCCACGGUAUGCCAACUGAACUCGGUGUUGGCCGGCAGCGCGCUGCUGGUCGGCUUGGGGCUGUUUAACCUGCUGAGCUCCAGCCCCAGCCGAUAUGGCAAACACCUGUUGCCCUUGGCUACCCAGUUGCCUGCCCGCAUAGCCUGGUUCCUCCAGGAGCUCCCCUCUUUCGUGGUGCCCGCUGGGCUGCUUGCCUGGCAGGGCCCGCUCUUCAGCCGGCCAGGGACCUUACUGCUUGGCCUCUUCUGCGGACAUUACUUCCACAGGACAUUCAUUUAUGCCUUCCUCACCAGAGGAAGGCCCUUUCCACUAGAAAUGUUUAUUCAUGCCCUUAUCUUCUGUACCCUGAAUGGCUUCUUUCAAGGAUACUAUUUAAUUUACUGUGCUGAAUACCCUGAUGAAUGGUUCACUGAUGUCCGAUUUACUUCAGGUAUCCUUUUAUUUUUCUUGGGAAUGGCAAUCAACAUUCACAGUGACUAUUUAUUGCGCCAGCUCAGAAAGCCUGGAGAAAUCUCCUAUAAGAUUCCACAAGGAGGCUUGUUCACUUACAUUUCUGGAGCCAAUUACUUUGGUGAGAUUGUGGAAUGGAUUGGCUAUGCCAUGGCAACCUGGUCAUUCCCAGGCCUGGCCUUUGCCUUUUUCUCAUUAUGUUUUCUUGGAAAACGAGCUUAUCAAAGUCACAGGUUCUAUCUCACGAAGUUUCAAGACUACCCUAAGUCUCGGAAAGCUCUAAUUCCUUUCAUCUUUUAAAACCACAGAUGAUAGAAAAGAAUGGAAAACUUUCAAGCUGCUGAACUUCACAACUGAGUAACAUUGUAAAUAAUAAUAAUAAUAAUAAUAAUGAUAAUCAUAAUAGCCUUUAUAGAAAGCUUUUAAAUUUGCAUAGUGCUGUGCAAGUAUUAUCUCCUUUGAUUCUCAUAACAACCCUGUAAGGUAGAUGCUAUUAAUAUUACUAUUUUACAAUGAGUUAACUGAGUCUGAGAGAAGUUAAAUAAAAUUUGCUAGUCAGUGUUUUAGGAAGGGUUUACAAUUUAAAUCUUCCUAACUCUAUGUGUAGCACUCUAGCCGCUGUGUAAUAGCUGACAUAGCUUAUGGCUUGAAUUCACUGAGCUAAGCCUUUUAGUCUAAUGACCAGAGGCCUGAUUAUGUCUGAGUGGUAUACCUUUCCAUCUUGCUGGCCACACUCAACAUCCAACAUUAAUGUCACCAUUUUCUUUCAAAGCCUGAUCAAUGUUCCUUCCCAAAUGGGCACUCUUUAUGGCCUCUUCUGAAACAUAAAGUUCUCUCUCUCUGUAUGUGUGUGUAUGUGUGUAUAUGUGUAUAUACACAUAUACAUAUAUAUUCAUAUGCAUAUAUAUAUAUAUAUAUAUAUAUCCUCUUGCCCAGCUGCAAAGACUUAUUGGCUAAAUCAACCCUAACCAGCUCUCUUCAUGAAAUUAAAAAGUGAAAUUGACAGUUAAAAACAUUCAGGAUCCCAGUGCCCCCUCCCCACUCAAAAAAACUCUGUGUGUGUGUGUGUGUGUGUGUGUGUAGAGGGUGGAGAGAUCAUCACCUCUCAUUCAUUACUACAUUAACACUUCAAAGAUCCACGAUUUCACCGAUGUGGGUAUGCCUUCCACCAAAGGAGGUGACUUUGUAACUUAGUAGCUAAUCUUCAUGGGUUGCUUUUAGAGAGGCAGUGUGGCAUGGUGAAUAAAAUGCUCAUCAGGAUAAUCUGAAUUUGAAUCCUGCCUCUGUUAUUUGCUAGCUAUGUAACUGUGGAUAAGUUACUUGACCUCUGUACCUCAUUUUCCUCAUCUGUAAAACAAGAGGCUUAGACUAGGUGACCUCUAUGGUCCUCUUCUGUUCUAUAAAAGCAAUUGCCUUCUUGUGGCCAGCUCUCUGAUGCUGAACUUCUCUGAAUUGACAUAGGCCUGUAGACUAUUCCUUGGAGAAUAUCCAGGGCACCUGUCACUGACACUGGCCUUGGGCAGUUGCAGAAUAAGGACAGUGGCAGAAGUGAAAGAGGAAGAAAAAUUAAUGUCAAAAUAUGGGUAGUUUUUGAGUUUUCGCCUUCCCCCACCCUCCUGAAAAAACACACUUUUUUCCUCAAGGAAACUUUUAAAGUAAGCUUUUGGUGGAUUAUUUCAUUGGAAAUGAGACUUACAGAAUAAGGCAUAGGUCUCAAUCACCUCCAUUACAGAGAGAUCUAUAACUGUAAAAGGAGGCAGUGGUUGUUGUAGGGAUGAUCAAAGAUGACUGGCAUCCAUGCUAUGUCAAGAAAUCUAUAGGAAGUAUCUUGGGUGUAUCUUUUGUGAAAAUUUUAUAGAAGGAUGUGAACAAGGAUAGUGGCAUAAUACAAGAAGGUAUUGGUGGGUACCCCCCCCGCCCCAGAUGAUUAUCACUGAUCUGUUUGAAGAUGAUAAUGAAUACUGCCCCACUUUACUUAAAAAGUAAUUUAAAAUGUUUAAUUAAAUUUAGUUAAAACAAGAAUAAAUGUUUAAUUUAAUGUCUUCAUUAUUACCUUCAUUUCCAAAUAUACCUACCCCUCCCAUCUAACUAUAAUUCAUGCCUUGUAAUGAAGAAUAAAAUAAUAAAAAAGCAGUUAGGCAAAACCAACCAAUGCAACAAUAAUUAACAGUAUAUGCAGCAUUCUACAUCCAUAGUCUCCCACCUCUGCAAAGUCGGGUAGGAGAUCUUGCUUUACCCUUAUUAACUAUAACUUAGAUAUCUUUUAGCAGAGAGAAACUUGUACUCAUUCAUGAAUAUAAUGAGGCUUUACCCAAUGUCAUGCCAAGUCAAGGUUUCAGCCAUGGCCUGGGAAUCUGUAUGAAUCUUCACAAUUCCAUUUGGAGAUAUCAUCACCCUAUCCAUCUCUCACUCCUCCAAACACACACACAAUACAUAUGCAUACACACAUGCACACAUACAUGUACACCAUUGUCAUGAUUUGUAGCUCAGAUGUUCAUAAUCCCCAGAAAUGACCCUUGAUGGCUGAUGGGCAAGUAGAGAAAUGCCAGCCACCUUAUCUAGGGCAGGUCCUCUUUCUAGUUUUAGAGCACUGCUGGAAUUCUGUAAAUAGGAGGAAAGUGUACUUUGAAGGAAAUGAGUCAUUCAGCUGAAAUACAGGCUAAUUUACUUUUGAGGGGGAAGUAGUAGUAGAAGUGAUGUUGACCCAAGGCUAAGAAGCCUCAGGUGCUAGUGCUGACUCUGGCCUUUCGUUAGUUGUAAGACCUUGGACAAAUCUCUGAAGCUUCAUGGGUUUUAGUUCCCUCGUGGAGGAAAGAAGAGACGGAGCUGGAGAACAGAUAUGGAGAGAUGGAAAGAAGAGUCAAUCAACUAACAAACACUUAUUAGGCCACAACUAUGAGAGGCAGUGUGGUGUUGUGAAUAGAAAGCUGGAUUUGGAGACAGAAAGACCUGGGUUCAAUCCCCGUGCCUAACAUAUGUUGGCUGGGUGACUUGGGAAAAUCACUUACCUUCUUUGCAGAGGACAUGCUGACCUGCAUUGGUAGAGCAUGGUUCCUUGUGGAGAGUUCCCUGUACCAGUGACAUCACAAGUCCAGUACCUCUUCCUAGGUGCUAGACAUUGGGGAUACAAAGACAUCCUACCCUAAAGGAACUUAUAUUCUAUAGGGGAGAUAGUAUUACAUAUAUGAGUUUGGCUUACCUGCCCUGCCUAUCUCACAGAGCUGUAAGGAUCAAAUGAGCUGAUGUAUGUUAUAUGACUGUGCAUUGUAAACCACACAAUUUAUAGGUAAGAUAGGUAGAUGAUAAAAACAAAGCCAAUGCAAAGCACUGAACACAGAGGCCCUUAUGAACUUUGCUUGCCCCAGAUGACCAGCAGCACCUCCUCCAGGGGGAUGGGCAUUACAAAACUCUCCAAAAUGUUAAUUUAGAAUCACAGAAUCUCAGAAUUGGGGAGGUCCUUACGGGAUCAUGUGCUCUUAACUUCCUCUAGAGUAGGGGUUCUUUAACUUUUUAUGUCAUGAACCCCCUUGGCAGUCUGGUGAAGCCUAUGGACGCCUCAGGAAAGUGUUUUUAAAUGCAUAAAAUAGAAUC
Messenger RNA from Vombatus ursinus (common wombat), 4064 nucleotides. RefSeq names its product steroid 5 alpha-reductase 2 (gene SRD5A2). The coding region runs from base 21 to 773 and encodes 250 amino acids. The transcript is spliced from 5 exons. Gene Ontology annotation, molecular function: 3-oxo-5-alpha-steroid 4-dehydrogenase activity. Gene Ontology annotation, biological process: steroid biosynthetic process. The record is from RefSeq and is a predicted model, not a curated record. Gene Ontology annotation, cellular component: membrane. NCBI's taxonomy places the organism in Eukaryota, Metazoa, Chordata, Mammalia, Diprotodontia, Vombatidae.